Messenger RNA from Fulmarus glacialis (Northern fulmar), 651 nucleotides. RefSeq names its product DNA excision repair protein ERCC-8-like. Gene Ontology annotation, molecular function: protein binding. The transcript is spliced from 3 exons. The record is from RefSeq and is a predicted model, not a curated record. Gene Ontology annotation, biological process: protein polyubiquitination; transcription-coupled nucleotide-excision repair; proteasome-mediated ubiquitin-dependent protein catabolic process. NCBI's taxonomy places the organism in Eukaryota, Metazoa, Chordata, Aves, Procellariiformes, Procellariidae. Gene Ontology annotation, cellular component: nucleotide-excision repair complex; Cul4A-RING E3 ubiquitin ligase complex. The annotation marks the transcript as partial.
GUGAAUUAUGGAAAAGUCUGUAAUGAAAGUAGAAAAGGACUCAAAUUCACCAUCUCUUGUGGCUGUAAUCCAGAGUUUGCCUUUGUACCCUAUGGUAGUACCAUUGCUGUUUAUACAAUUUUCACAGGAGAACUGAUAACUAUGCUUAGAGGGCAUUACAGUACUGUCGACUGCUGUGUAUUUCAACCUAAUUUUCAGGAACUUUAUAGUGGUAGCAAAGAUUGCAAUAUCCUUGCAUGGAUACCAGCUCUUCGAGAGCCAGUUCCUGAUGACAUUUCUGAAAAGUCUCUGCCUCAACAGCAUUUAAAUCCAGCAUAUGAAGACGCAUGGAGCAGCAGUGAUGAUGAAGGCUGAAUUUCAAUUAUGUGCUGAUACAAAAUUGACAUUCAGGCACUGCAUUCAUGGACUUUAUCUACAGAAUUGGAUAUUGUCAGAUUUAUUAUGACUGGAUUUUUGGUACAGUUCUGUUAGAGCAAGGUCUUUCAGAAAUAAGUUUCCACUGUUAUCUGUGUUCUUACUUCACUGUUACAGUUAAACCUAAAGGAUUACUUUUUCAUACUUACUGACUUUUAUACUUACCCUUAUGCAUUGGUAUGCUUUAUUCAGUGUUGAACAGCUAAUAACGGAAAAAUAAAAGCCCUUGGGACCAGU